GAGGUUAACUGGCAGACAGACGUAGGAAGCUUGCAAGGAGCUGGUGCGGCACACCUGAGGCAGGCGGUCGGCCGGAGGAACCAAUCACCAGGUCCAGAGUUCGGACAUAGUGGAAGAGAUGGAAGAGAAGGACGAAGGCUCUCCUCGCCGGGCCGAAGUUUCUCCCCAACCCAAGGCCAACUCUACCACACAAUCACCAUCCAACUCCAAGACCCUGCUGUACCCCCAACGUCAUGACGAUUCAUACGAAUCCAGAAAGUAUUUUGUAACAAGGCCAGGAGCCUUCGAUCAAGCCAUGGAGGACCUCAAGACGCAUCUGGCAGCAAACAAGGGAGAGGUGGCUCAUAGCUUCUGGCUACUCACUGAAAUCGAUCACUGGAACAUCGAGAAGGAGCGGAUUGUGGUGCUCACCGAUGCUGCCCUCCCUGUGUGCAAGUAUGACUUCAUCAUGCUCAAAUGCCUGGAGCUGCAGAGGAUCCCUCUGACCUACAUCGAGAAGAUCUCCACAGGUCCUUUCGCUUUUCCAGAGAAGUCCUUGGACAGGAGGAAUGGAGAAGGCCUGAGGAUCUUCUGGGACAAACAGCAAGAACCAAACUUCGUCUCCCGCUGGAACCCCUGGUCCACCGAUAUGCCCUACACCACCUUCACGGAGCACCCGGUCAAAAAUGGCUGCCCGAGGCUUAGCCCCAUCUGUCAGGUUUCUGCCUUCCAGGCUCAGCUGCUUCAAGCCGUGCAGAGCGCCCAAGAAAUGAGUCCUGCGCCAGGACGGAUUCCCGGGGUGGUUUUGGUGAGCGAGCCCAUCCGCAUUCAGACCUACACCGGGAUGAUGGCCUUUUUCGGAAACCAAAAUAAACUGGGUUAUUGCCUGGCUCGAGGCAGCAUCGGCUUCUGAUCCGGACAUUUUCCCCUCCAGUUUCUUUCUUUCUUUCUUUCUUUCUUUCUUUCUUUCUUUCUUUCUUUCUUUCUUUCUUUCUUUCUUUCUUUCUUUCUUUCUUUCUUUCUUUUCUUCCUUCCUUCCUUCCUUCUUUCUUUUUCUUUCCUUCUUUCUUUCUUUCUCUCUCCCUUCUUCCCUCGCUUUCUUCUUCCCUCUCUUCCCCUCCCUCCUUCUUUUCCUUCCUUCUUUCCUUCCUUCCUUUUUCUCCCUUUCUCUCCCUCCCUCCCUCCUUCCUUCCUUUCUCUCUCCCUUCUUCCCUCACUUUCUUCUUCCCUCCCUUCCCCUCCCUCAUUUUCCUUCCUUCCUUCCUUCCUUCCUUUUUCUCCCUUUCUCUCCCUCCCUCCCUCUUUCCUUCCUUCCUUUCCUUCUUUCUUUCUCUCUCCCUCCCUUCUCCCUCCCUCCCUCUUUUUUUCUUUCUUCUUUCUUUCUUUCUUUCUUUCUCUUUCUUUUUUUCUUUCUCUCUCUCUCAAUCCCUCCCUCCCUCCCUCUCUCCCUUUCUUCUUUCC
Molecule: messenger RNA, 1440 nt
Organism: Pantherophis guttatus
Lineage: Eukaryota; Metazoa; Chordata; Lepidosauria; Squamata; Colubridae
Gene: TPRG1
Product: tumor protein p63 regulated 1
Cellular component (GO): cytoplasm
Source: RefSeq, a predicted model, not a curated record